UGAGGACGGAGUGAUGGUCCUUCAGAAGUACUAAAGAGGAGACAAACCAGCUCAGUGUUCAUACGAGAAAGUGGCGCUUUUACAACAUCGAUUUUUCACACUCACAAAUGAGCCUUUUGUGGUGAUCUGGAGUUAAAGUUAACGCUGAAGUCUGGGAGCAGAGAUUGAGAGGAUGAGUGAUGUUACGGAGUCUGACUGAACUGUUACGGGAGCUAACGUUACCCAAACCGAUGCCUUUCUGAGUUUGACGGCAUGGCGCCUACUACCUGAACUUUUGCACGUUUCCUCCAAGCGUUUCGGUCAGCCGCUGGACAGUAGCAGAUUCUGCUACUUGUGAACCUGAAUGCGAGAUUCUCACCAAAAGUCAUGAUGUUUGAUGCAUCUCGCUGGCUCCCAGAGCUCCGCUCACCGACGCCCUCUGCUGUUUGAACCAAGAAGUGCCAUCAGAAUGGACAUCUACCUGGAAGAGGGGAUGAACUCUGUGAUUGUGACCCACUACAACCACUCAGGCAAGUGGGGACGUCCCCGGAGUGGCAGCACCUGCAAGAUGGCCGUGCAGCUGCUCAUCUGUGUGCUGAUUGUUCUGGAGAACGCGACUGUUUUGCUGGCGCUGCGGCGCAACAAGCGCUUCCACAGCCGCAUGUACCUGCUCAUUGCCAACCUAGCGCUGUCUGAUUUGCUGGCGGGUGUGGCCUACAUUGUCAACCUCAUCACUUCGGGCGAGCGCACCUUCUAUCUGACGCCGACACAGUGGCUGGCUCGCGAAGGCAGCAUGUUUUUGGCACUGAGCGCCUCCACCUUCAGCCUGCUGGCAAUUGGCGUAGAGCGGCAUAUGACUAUGGUCCGUUUGCGGCCAUGUGAAGCAGCAGCAGGGGGACGUGGACGGUUGUUAGCACUGCUGGCAGCUUGCUGGGCUGUCUCACUGCUGCUUAGCGCCCUACCCAGCCUAGGAUGGAACUGCUUGGGCCAGCUGCACACCUGCUCCACUGUGCUGCCACUGUACGCCAAAAGCUAUGUGGCCUUCUGCAUCAGUGUGUUCAGCGCACUGCUUGCUGCUGUGGUGGCGCUCUAUGUGCGCAUCUACCGGCUUGUGACAUCCAGUGGGCGGCGGGUUGGCUCACGCCCAUCUGAGCGCUCUCUGGCCCUGCUGCGUACCGUGGUGAUUGUACUGGGCGUGUUUGUAGCAUGCUGGUCACCGCUUUUCCUGCUGCUGCUGCUAGACGUGGGCUGUGGGCCCGAGCGCUGCCCUGUGCUCUACCAAGUGGAGUGGUUCAUCGUCCUGGCUGUCCUCAACUCAGCCCUCAACCCACUCAUCUACACGCUGUCUAGCCGAGAGAUGCGUGCCGCCUUCUUCCGCCUGCUGUGCUGCUGUUGCUGCCAGACGUCGCUAGAUGCAGUGCCGACCACCGCCGGGCCGCCACUGCCAGGGACUUGCAUGCCCACAGCUGAGAACAGCAAAUCCAGUGCUGGAGGAGUGGGCAGCGGGGCAGUCAGGUCCACGCUGAUGAGGAGCAAAGUCCCCACCCCAGCUAACUCUCAGCACAGGGACUCCUCCACACCUGCGGUCACACACCCCUCUGGGCCAGCGGAUCUGUUGUCCGCAGUGCUGGUCAAAGCAGGAGCGCUGCCCUCGCUAAGCAAGUUCUGAUACUUAACGGCAAGAGAAUCUUCAGUAUAGACCAAUCUUAAGGAGUCUGGACAUCCAUGAAGCACUUUGGACAAAUAAAUAAUAGGGGCGUAAAUUUCAAUCUAAUUCAAUUGUCAUAAUUUCGCAUCAGGAAAUCUCAAAUUUAACCAUAAUCUGAUUUGAAUUUAUUGUUUUGGUAAAAUUUGAUGCAAAAAUAUUUUCUACACGAAUACCAUAAAUACACUAAUCUCACUCUAACUAUGUCUAUAGUAGGAUAUUAACAAUGAAAACAACACAUCAAGCUUCUUUUACGUUUGAAAAUAGCCUGAGAAUUUUGCUUUGGCCAAGAAAUGGCUUUCUGGGUAUUAUCCUGACCGCUUCUAUAUAAUCUAAAAUUCCAAAAUUGGCGCACUUUAAUUGCUACAUUCUCACAGAUGCAUGACAGUGUAUUGACGCAUUUUUAAACCCCUUAUGGACAUGUAUGGAAAAGAUGCCUCAGUUAUUGCACUUGUAACAUCAAGCUUAUGGGUAAAUUCAUUAAGGUGAAGCUGGCGGAUGAGGACUAAAGCGCAUGGGUUUCCUACUUGUGGAAUGUAGCCACUUGGUUUAAAGAGGAAUUUCAGAUUUUUCAAAAUCUCUGCACAAUUCAACCACUGAGAUAGGGCUAACAAAAAAAAAAUUAUUGUGAUUAUCCCCUUUAGUUUAAAUAGUUAACUGUGAUUCAUUUAUUUGUUUUAUUUGCCCAAAAAAUCUGUGCAUUUUAUUUUAUUGGUAUGAGUGGACAAAAUAAGCUUUGUCAGAAUGUAUUUCAAGGAUUCAGCUUGAACGUGAAUGUGAAAAUCAUGUGAAUGUAGGAUGAUUGUGAAAUUAGUGAACACAGUUUCCAGUUUUCAUCACAUUCAGUGAGAGCAGCAGUGGCUGCAUGUUCCAUGCAUGAUUGUAGAUUCUUGCUCUCAUGCCUCUGACUUAUGUUUUGUUUUCCACUUUGCUAUUGUUUUUUAUUGGUUUAUUUCUUAAUCAUUUAUCCAUAUGUCUUCCGUGAACACUGUCUAGCAUAUUCUGCCAAAGUCAUCCUCCGGUGCCACCAGUACUGCUAUUACUGACUGUGGGCCUCAGAGGUGUGUUUGGCUUGUAAAUUAUACUAUGCCUCAAUAUAUUUUGGUAAUAAAUGCAUUUAUGGCAUGAUAGUAGCUGUUAAUAACAAAUUUUAUCAAUCAGUCACAACAACUACACAUGAAUAGAAGUGUUGAACUAGGAAAAUGCAUUAGGAACACAAAUAGAAAAGGAUGCAGUUAAUAAUUGUUCUCAUUAAUGUGUUAUUAACUUGCAAACUGACACCAACAAACAAAGUUAUAUUGGUGUGGUACUGCAGAGAAACUUACACUCUCCAUUUAUAUUGAUGAUGUACUUAAAAAUAUGUUUUAAGUCAAAAUCAUAUCUCAAAACAAUUGUUUUGGGGUUUUUGAGGCAGAGUACUCAUAACUAUUUCAUGUGACAGGUUUCCUUGAGGGAGCUUUUAGAGGCAUUAAACUCUUCAGACAUUCUGAAGUUAGGUUUCUCUAGAAUGGAGCAUUUCAUAUCAGAUCACUCUGAUUAACUUUGUUUACAUCCUAAUGAUUGAAUUAUGCAGAAAUGUAGAAAAAUCAACGGAAUCCCCCUUAUAAUAGGAAAUACAGAUGGCUAAGGAUCUGUGUGUAACACCUACCAAUACAGGAACACCUUCACAACUGCAGUCACAUACCUCUCCGGAACACAACGUGCUUCAGAACAGAGGGCCCAGGACCUCAAUGGAGCGCUCUGGACUGAUGGCAGAAGCAUCUUUGUAUUAACUUUCAACUGUUGCACUUAACAUUAAGCCUAUGGGUGAACUCAUUAAGAUGAAGCUGCUGAAUGUGGACUCAAACACACAGAUUUGCUUCUGGUGAGGAUAAAGCCACUGUGUCUAAUAUGAAGUAUGAAGGGUUAACAGACAGUACAAGGACAUUUAAUGGAUGGUUAAAUGUGGUACACAAUGCGUUACUGUAAAAUAGAAAAAGAAUGUUUAUAUUAAACAUAGCAUAUCGUCGCUGUCCAAAAAAUGUUUUUACAUCAUUUGAGCACAGCAACUGCCCUUUACAUUUAAGAAUAAUUUGAUGGUAGACCAACAGAAAAUGCUCCAAAAUUGCUUGGAAUUAAACCUCCUUACAUUGACUUACACUGAAAGUAAAGAAAGUUUUUGCCUUCACCUGGAAAGUUGUCAUUUUAAAGAUUUUUUUUGUUAUUUAUUAUUUUCUUUUGGGCAGUGACAAUAUGCACCAAAGUCUACUCCAAUGAAUUGUGUGAGUGCAACACCAUUCGUGUGUUUUUAGUAAUACUAUAUCUUGGAGGUCAGAAAGUAGAGCCACUAUAGACUAUGUCCACUCUAGUGUACAGUUUCUUUUGUAUAACACUAUUUGUAUUUUUUCAUGGAGGUAAUACCUUAACAGUAUUAUGUACAUUAUAACAUUCUGUCUGUUCCAAAUGCCUUUAACGGUAUAUAUUGUUUUUUUUUCUUUUCCAAAUUAUUCAGCUGGACAAAAACAUUAUUUAUAGUUUGCUCUCAGUAGCUCAUAUUACACCUGGUGAGGUUGAAAUGAGUGAUAAAGAGUGAUGACUCUAUUAAACUGUGGAUGGCUAUUGAUUCGGAUAUGGUCUGUAAGACUGGGCAAGGUUUGUAUGAGUGCAAAAAAAUUGAUUUGUAUGCUUUUCAUUCCUUUUGGUCACUGCAUAGCAAACAAAAAUGCUGUGCAUGUUUUUAUACAUUGUUGUGAAUGUAAUAUACAGAACCAGAUAAAUCCCGGCUUUUCCCAA
Pygocentrus nattereri (red-bellied piranha) is the source of this 4456-nucleotide messenger RNA. RefSeq names its product sphingosine-1-phosphate receptor 3a (gene s1pr3a). The transcript is spliced from 2 exons. Gene Ontology annotation, molecular function: sphingosine-1-phosphate receptor activity. Gene Ontology annotation, biological process: G protein-coupled receptor signaling pathway. Gene Ontology annotation, cellular component: membrane. Lineage: Eukaryota; Metazoa; Chordata; Actinopteri; Characiformes; Serrasalmidae. The record is from RefSeq and is a predicted model, not a curated record. Bases 377 to 1648 code for a protein of 423 amino acids.